CCGCUGCUCUUCCCGGGGCCGGGAGGAUCCAUGGGCUGUGCCACCCCGGGGGUCCCUGCUCCCUGACCCCGCAGCCGGGCAGGUUGUUUGAUGGUGUGUUCUGGUGUUAGAAAUGCAGUGUUUGCUUCGGUUCACGUCUAUCUAUCUCUAUUUUAGCGUUAGGAAGAGGUAGUUUGUUUGACCACGUAUGUGUUAGGAAGAUAUAGUUUGUUUGACCACAUAUAUAUUAGGUUUGUUGACCACAUAUAUAUAUAUAUUAGUGUUAGGAAUAUAAUUGUUUGAGAGAAGUGAGAUAUCUACACAUUCCAGUGACACCAGGAGGGGUUUAUGGGCCAAGAAACUGAGGGACUGAAUUGGGCUCCAUCUGGGGGAUCUGGACAUGGAGCAGGAUUGAUGGCCCAAGAUAAGGAUGAACAAAGCUACUUCUAUGUUGCUCCUCAGGGCAGGAUGGCACCGGGAGCUUGUUAAUUGGGAAGGCAGCCAAGGGGGCAAGAAAGGUCAACAUUUUGCCUUAAAAGCUUGAUUAAAAGAUGAGUGAAACAGCCUAACAGAAACCUGGAUAAAGAGCCAUGGCAAGCUCAGUGAAAGGAAGCAGUGGCUGCUCUCCUGAUUCAACAGUCUCUUCUCUUUUGAGAAGCUGUGGCAUUGACAGCAGUCAUCCAGGCUCAAGCAGUUGGAUUCACUACAAGGGCAAGCUUUACAGCUCUGCAUCCGAGGCUUUGGAGGCUUAUAUUGAAGAUUAUAAUUUGAGUCUCACAUCCCCAGGAGUAAGCACUGGAAAAAUCUGCCUAUGUCAAAGCACUCCCAAGCAAGUCAAGUUUUCAAAACAUCAUGCCAAAGAAAAACACGCACUGGGAGAUUUUAAUCAGCAAAGAGGACUGGGCCUUCUUGCCUCACCCUGUGGAGGGCAGGCUGAGUGUGACCCAGACUUGGUUAGUCUUACAACAGAUGAUCUGUUAGGGUUUCCAGAGGAUGGGUCGCUGCCCUUGGUCCAGAGUCCUUCUCAACCAAAGCAUCCCAGCAGUGGCUGGAACAGAUGGAGCAGUGGAACACUUCAGCCAUCUUUCUGCCCUCACCAGACCUCAUCUCUCAAUCCUGAAAGCCCCUCCAGUCCUCAGAAGAAUGGGAAAGCUGCUGCUCACCAGGAUCCACACAGAGAUUUGAAGAAAUGGAAUCUCUCUACUCCUGAUGGGUACGAUCCUGUCUCUAGAGGAAGCCCAAGAGCCUUGUCUUUGGAAGAGAACUCCAACACUGUGCAUCUGAAGAAUUAUCCUGGGUGGCUCAGCAGUCACAAGUCUGACUUCAGUGUAUCAGGGAUGAGCAGUAUCCCCAAGAUGCACUUCCCAGUCUGGCUCCAGAAAGAAGGACCCUCUGUAGACAAAGACAAUGUUGAUUUUCUUGACCCAAGUGCUUUCCUGGAUCUGAGAGGUGACAACCAAGUAGAAGAAAGUGGCAACUAUGCCAGCCCAGAUGCAUGCUGCCCAUUUGAUACCUCGUUUUUGAGAGGCACUAAAAAGCCCUUCAGAGAAGGGCAGCUUGGGCUGCUUCCCUUGAAGGCUGACAUGGGUCUGGAGAGUUCAGCUGAAGAGCUGGCAAAGAAUCUGGAGCCUGAUGGCAGCUCCUCCACCACAGAGACACUAGAAACUGAAAGAUCAUGGGAAAAGGCUCCAGCUGCUGUCAAACCACCAGUGCCUGGGUGCUGUGAGGACAUGGAGAAUGCUCUCUCAUUCCCCAAGGCAGAAAUCAUACAUCAGUUCCUGGAAGACUGUUUACGUGACAAAAACAAGGAACAGACUUUUUGUGGAGAUCAUCACGACAGGCCCCUGGAAGCUUUGAAGUUCAUGCUGUUUAAACUCCAAGCAAUUCAGGGAAGCUUAAGCCAGAAUGAAACUGCUGAGCCAAAGGAAGAGUUUGAAAAAGCACCUUAACAACGAGCGCUGCCAGCAGCUUCAAUCCGGUUUGCAACAGGAGCAUGUGCCAGAGGUCUCCGUGCCCCGAGCCUGCAGGGAAUUGAUGCUGCAGCCCCUGUCGCAGGGCACCAGCUCGGCAGUUCCCCUGCUGCAGAAAGGGCUGUCGUGAGCCAGGAGAUGGCGACAUUUCAGGCAGCCGUGCCCGAGGGGAGCAGGCUGUGCUCUCCUCUGCUGCUCCAGCCCUCGCUGUGCUCGGGAAAAAGUUGCCUGCUGGUGAUAGCCCUGCUAAUUUUAGGCUUUCAGGGGCAGGUACCAAACUUGCACAAAGCCAACCUUUCUCACAUUCUCCGUGGUUGCAUCCUUGGGCAUCAGUGAGUUGGUAUUUUAUGGCAAUUUUGUUUCCAAAUGAUUUCAGAGACUUUAUUGUCUCUUUUUACCUUUUUCAUAAUGUUGCAGUGCUCAAUGUGUGUAUAUCCCUGGCUAGGGAGCUGCCCUGGUGAACAUGCCCAAGAGGUCUUGGUGGGUACAAGCUGAACAUGAGCCACUUGUGUGCCCUGGCAACAAGGCAGGAACCUGGGCUAUGAGGACAGGAGCAGUCUGGAUGGAUCAAGAGGAAUUAUUGUCCCUCUGUGUCCCUCAGCACUUAUUAGACCAUAUCUAAAAGACUGCAUCCAGAAUUUGGCCCCUCAUUUGAGGACAAACAUCAAUAAGCUGGUGGAGGGGCACCAAGGUGGGGCUACAGCAUUUGUCUACUGGGGGAGCUGAGGGAACUGGGCUUGUUCAGGCUGGAGAGAAGGAAGUUUUUGGGGACCUAAAAGAAAUCUUCCUGCACUUAUGAGGAGGGCAUCAAGAAGAUGGAGCCAAGAUCUUGAAGUGGUGUGUGGUGGCAGGAUGAGAAACAGGCAGAAAUGGAACCAAGGGGUUCCCACUGGACCUGGGGAGGAACUACCCCUGAGCACAGCCAAGCACUGGAACAAGCUGUGCAAGAGCUUGUGCAAUCUCUGUCCUUGGAGCUUUUCAAGACUUGACUGGAAGCCCUGAGCAACCUGCUGUAACCUCACAGCUGCUUCUGCUUUGGGCAGGAACCCACCUCCCCAGGUCCCUCCCAGCCUCGAUUACUUUAUGAUGCUAUAAAGUUGUUGACAAUAUUUUCCAAAGCAACAUGUCAUCAGUAAUUCACUGGUUUCUGUCAUCCCCAGCUGCUGUCCCUUCCUUCAGUUAAUAUUUUUGGAUGUUGUUUGUUUGUUUGUUUUAAGCUUUCUGAAAAAGCAGAGGGUGAAUUAAAGCUGUGGCAGUGAGAUAAUCCCUCUUGCUAAUUCUGUUCAGAAGUAAGUGACCACUGUUGGGUGGUUUUUUUUGUAUUUUUAACUCUUUUCAGAAGGUGCAAAAAAAGGAAAAACAGAUGAGCUGAGAGAUUUGUCAUGUGCUCUGAAAACUUUGCUAAGAACAAGUCAUAAUAAUAAUGAUGAUGAUAAUUAAAAACAUGGCAGUUCAUGGAGAAGACAAAUACCCAGUGAAUGGUUGUAGAGCUGUACCCUAUAAAUAAACAUUUGU
Molecule: messenger RNA, 3464 nt
Organism: Apus apus (common swift)
Lineage: Eukaryota; Metazoa; Chordata; Aves; Apodiformes; Apodidae
Gene: CZH18orf54
Product: chromosome Z C18orf54 homolog
Exons: 7
Coding region: 570-1928 (452 amino acids)
Source: RefSeq, a predicted model, not a curated record